Asparagus officinalis (garden asparagus) is the source of this 650-nucleotide messenger RNA. RefSeq lists its product as uncharacterized. The record is from RefSeq and is a predicted model, not a curated record. The transcript has a single exon. Bases 81 to 560 code for a protein of 159 amino acids. Lineage: Eukaryota; Viridiplantae; Streptophyta; Magnoliopsida; Asparagales; Asparagaceae.
GGCCUCUCUCUCUAUGUAUAUAAUCAACACUCAUCAAGUUCAAUUGGGAGAAAUUAAUCUAGCUAACGAAAUUUAUUAUCAUGGGAAGGGGAAGUUCAAUUAUGGAUCAAAGGUGCAAGAAGCAUCCAAGCCACAAGCAAUCCAAAGGAGUUUGCCCAUCAUGCUUAAGAGAAAAGUUAUCUCAUCUCUCAACCCUUUCCUCCUCUUCAACCACCAACCUUUCGAGUUCAACUACUUGCUCUUCGCUGUCUCCUUACUCGUUAUCAGACUCUAAUCUCUCCUCCAUCGCCACCGCAUCUCCUCCUGAUAACAAGAUUAUGACCAAGACAAAAAGCUUCUCUUUUCUACUUAAAGGGUUGAAUAGUACUAGCAAGCCUUUGAAGAAGAGUAGGUCUUUGGCUUUUGUGGUGGAGGAGGAGAAACAGAGGGAUAAGAAGAAGAAAGGGAAGUUUUGGUCUACGUUGUUGAGGAGAAGAUCGAAAGAAGAGGAUGGGGGUUUGACGCACUCUAAGACAGUUAAGGGGAGGUCUUCCGCUAAUAAGUGGAUGCUGUUCUCAUAGAUUUUGCUAAUACUUUGUUUUUCUUUGUGUUGAUUUUGUACAUAUAGAAAAGAAAAUAAUAAGUGAUGCUAGAGAAAAAGAUUGAAAGAA